AUGGCUGGAUUGGAUAAUAAUACAGGUUUAGACGAUGAUGUAAGCAGCGAAUCGCCAUUAGUGCAUCAAGAUACUAGUUAUUCAGAUAAUACUGGACAACAUAAUGAAGAUAUAGACAAUAAUAAGGCAAAUUUGAAUGAUAACACUGCACCUACAAGCAAGCUUGAGAUUUUAGGCUGGUGUCUGUAUGCUUGGGCAUCUGAGCCCUUCAUAGUGAGUUGUGUGGGUACAUAUGUUCCGAUUAUUCUAGAGCAGAUAGCCCGUGAUAAUGGAGUACAGUCUGGAGAUAAGAUAAGCCCCUGUAAAGGGUCGAGAGGCGAUCCUGGAGAUGGUAAUAUGCCACUUCCUCCCCCAAUGAUGAAUAAUACAUCAAGCGCGUCAGCAAGCCCGCCAAAUGAUGCAUCGUGUGUUCUCCCUAUUUUCAAUGGUAAGCUGUAUAUUGAUACGUCAUCUUACGCACUCUACACUUUUUCGUUUUCUGUUCUUAUCCAGACGAUUUGCGUUAUUGCAAUGUCUGGAGCAGCUGAUCGGGGAUCGUAUCGGAAGACAUUUCUCAUUCUGUUUGGUAUAUUUGGUGCACUAACAACCAUGUGUUACUGGUUUGUGCGACCUGAUGGAUAUUAUGCAGCAUCAGUUUUGGCUAUUGUGGCUAAUAGUGCUUAUGGAUGCGUGAAUGUGUGUGGAAAUUCGUUUUUGUCUGUUCUCGUCAACAAUAGCCGAGAUAUCAGAACUUUAAGAAAUAUACCUUCCACAGAGGAUGAUGAAAAUGCUGAAGAAGAUCAAUUGACUCUUUCAACAGUCAACACCAGAGUUGGAGAACUUUCUUCGAAGAUUUCCGGGGCUGGGGCUGCUUCUGGAUAUGUUGCAGCAUUAAUUGUCCAGGUAGGCACAAUGCUGAUGCUUAUGGCAAUCCGAAAUAAAGCAGAUGGCAAAGUUUCGGUGAUGGGGCCGGUGAAGGUUGUUAUUGGAUUUGUUGGUUUGUGGUGGCUUCUCUUCCAGAUACCUAUCUGUGCUUUUUUGAAGUCACGUGCUUCACCAGACUUGGACUUGAGCUACAUAUCGCAUCCAGUAAGACAGGAGUACUCUAUUGUUCAGUACCAAUUGGCCGUGCUUAAAUACAAGCUCCGAGUUGUGAAAGUGUAUGUUGAGCAGGGUUUUCUCACACUUGUUGAUGCAUUUCACCAGGCAUCGAAGCUCAGAGACAUCACAUGCUUCCUUUUGGGCUGGUUUGUCCUUUCGGACUCACUCACAACAAUUAACUCUGCGGCAAUAUUGUUUGCCAAGUCUGAGCUUGGAAUGAAUACGAUUCAGUUAUCUCGAAUCAGUAUUCUUGCAAUGAUUUCGGCUGUUGUAGGCUCAGGCUUUAUUCCCGGCUACAUCCAGACAAAUUUUGGCAUAGACAUUAAGUCCAUGCUCUUAGUCAUUAUUUUAUGGUCCUCUGUUAUUCCAUUGUACGGAAUACUAGGAUUUUUCUUUGAUACCAUUGGCUUGCACCAUGCUGGUGAAAUGUACAUUCUUGCCAUUUGGUAUGGCUUCUCAUUGGGCGGUGUUGCAACGAUAUCUCGCUCAAUGUACUCCAUGCUCAUUCCUAUAGGUCAGGAGUCUGUUUUCUUUGCAUUAUUUAGUAUCACCGACAAAGGUUCGUCCGUUUUGGGACCUUUCCUAGUUGGGCUUGUCAUAGAUGCCACACAUGAAAUCAGAUAUUGCUUUGGUGUGCUUUUGGGUCUUUUGAUGUUGUCUAUUCCCAUUUUUUGGUACGGAGUUGAGGUCGAUAGGGGAGUUAAAGAGGCUGCAACACUUUCGGCUUCACGUGCCGCCAAAGUGGCUACGAAUGGUCGUUAA
This is a messenger RNA of Brettanomyces bruxellensis, 1842 nucleotides long. RefSeq lists its product as uncharacterized. Lineage: Eukaryota; Fungi; Ascomycota; Pichiomycetes; Pichiales; Pichiaceae. The record is from RefSeq and is a predicted model, not a curated record. The transcript has a single exon. Bases 1 to 1842 code for a protein of 613 amino acids. Gene Ontology annotation, biological process: amino acid transmembrane export from vacuole.